AUGGGCAAUAAUAAAUUCCAUAUGAAUGCUAUUAUUACAGAUUUAUCAUUAUCAAAUGAUUAUUGUUUCGUUUAUGUUUUUACACAUGAAUUUGAUAAUGAUAAUAAACGAAGUGAUGAAAUUUUUAUACUUGCUAAGCGUAAAAAUUGUAAGAUUCAUUUUUUACUAUCGGAUCGUGGAAGUAACCUUCAGCAAAGAGCAACAAAAAUAAGAGCAAUUGAACAAAUGGCUUUUGAAACAUUAGGUAUGAAAGUAAAUAUUCCAAAUAAUAAUCUAUAUUCUAUUAUAAAACUCAUUACUUACACAUUAAAUACUCAUUCAAUACCAAUUUUACUUAUUAAUCCAGUUUCAUCAAAUUCGAAUUUGUUUAGUUUUCAUAUUGAUAGUUCAGUAGAAGCGAUUCAAUUUGUGAUCAAUAUUAAAUUGGAAUGUCAAUUUCUUACAAAGUUUGAUAUUAAAAAUUUAUUUAUUUCUCCUGAUCAGUCACAAAUGAAUUUUCUUUUUAAUUUUGAUGAUCAACAUGUAAAAAUUGGACAAUGGCAAUUUCAAGCAAAUUCAUCUUUAAUUAAAUCUUUUGAAAUAACAUUAAACACUUCAAUACAUUUCGAACAUUCAUUUAAUAUUUUAAAUACUAAUUUAAGUCAUCCUGGUCUAUAUCCAAUUGAUACAGAACCGAUCAAAGGAAGUCAAUUGUACAGUUUCAUUCGUAUUCUUAAGUACAUUUCUCAAGAAAUAAUCUUUUAUGAACUAGAAUUUAUUGAUGCAUCUAAUAAUCUUUUACAACAAUAUAAAUUAAUCAAACAAAAUAAAUUAAUUUACAUAAGUAAAAUUGUGAUUCCAUCAAUAGAUUUUUUUAUUAAAAUAAAAGGAAAAAAUAAUCGAAAUGAACUUAUUGAACGUUUAUAUUCUCAUAAAAUUAUACCUCGAACAUUAGAACUCAAUGUUAUUGUUGAUGGUAAAUCUUCGUCAUACAUACAAUCAGGACAAAAAGCCAAAGUAAAAUUUACUCUCAUUAAUCAUAACCCAAAUACUUUAACUGUUGAUGUUAAAAUUACACAAACACUACCAAUUUUUGAUAUUAUAUUAAACAAAAAUAAAUUUAUAUUGAAUUCAAAUGAAAUACAAACAAAUUGUUUUGAAUUGAAAGCUUCAAAUAAGUUAACAUUGAUUGAUUCAUCCAUCAGAUAUAUCAAUUGUUGUUAA
Molecule: messenger RNA, 1203 nt
Organism: Rotaria sp. Silwood2
Lineage: Eukaryota; Metazoa; Rotifera; Eurotatoria; Philodinida; Philodinidae
Source: the annotation of a GenBank genome assembly